This is a messenger RNA of Nannizzia gypsea CBS 118893, 621 nucleotides long. RefSeq lists its product as hypothetical. Bases 1 to 621 code for a protein of 206 amino acids. Gene Ontology annotation, biological process: exon-exon junction complex disassembly. The transcript has a single exon. Lineage: Eukaryota; Fungi; Ascomycota; Eurotiomycetes; Onygenales; Arthrodermataceae. Gene Ontology annotation, molecular function: RNA binding. Gene Ontology annotation, cellular component: cytoplasm; exon-exon junction complex. The record is from RefSeq and is a predicted model, not a curated record.
AUGGCUGCCAACGAGACCAAGAUAUCAGGCAUCACCACCAACGCCCUCACUGGCGAGCGCCAUAUACCAGCGUCAGUCCGAGCUGAUGGCUCCCAGAGGCGGGAAAUACGAAUUAGACCGGGAUAUAGUCCACCGGAGGACGUGGAACUGUAUAGAAACCGUGCUGCCGCUUCGUGGAAGAAUCGUGGCAAGGCAGGCAUACCCGGGGCAGAGCCAGCAGUGAACGAGGACACGGCUUCGUCAACGAAGAAUCCAAAGAAGAAAGACGCUAAAAGCAAAGUCAAGGCGAGCAGCGAGGGUGUGUCUCAGAAAAUAGGCAAAGGCACGGCUCUGGACAAGGACAACUGGAGGCUGGCGGCCAGUAAAAACACAGCCGGCGGGCCGAAGCAAAAGGAAGAGCCCGAAGUUGACCCUGAGGUUGAACGAGAAAAGAAGGCCCGAAACCUGAAGAAGAAACUGAAGCAAGCUCGGGAGCUGCGAGAUAAGAAGGACAAGGGCGAAAGCCUUCUACCCGAGCAACUGGAAAAGAUCAUCAGAAUCAACGAGCUGGUGCGGCAGCUGGAGUCCCUCGGCAUCGAAGCUGAUGACGAGAAGAAAGUUGACCCAGCCGAAUCCAAGUGA